GUCUUAGUACCAUAAAUAAAGGAGACGCCUUAUAGUACAAUCGUCGCCAAAAUGAACCACCUUCAAAUUUUCCUCCUCGGUUGCGUGUUCCUCCAAAUCGCCUACUCUCAAGACGCCAAACCACCGAUUGAAAAUACAGAUUCGCGAAUCAUCAACGGCAAUCUAGCGACUCCUGGUCAGUUUCCAUGGCAAGCGGCCCUCUUUUUCCAAGGAGGCCCCGAUUCCAAAUUCUGGUUUUGUUCCGGGACCAUCAUCAGCCCAGACUGGAUUCUAACAGCGGCUCAUUGUGCCAACGAAGCCGACUCAGUUUUGAUUUACACCGCAAUAAUCGACAUUUCUGCCGAAGUUGAGCCUACAGCUAUCGAAAAUAAAUUCAUAAUCCACGAAAACUUCUCACCUGAUUCGCUGGCAAACGAUAUCGCACUGAUAAGAUUGACGAACUCGCUCACUUUUGAUGACGGCGUCCGGUCAAUUUCUUUGUCUUCGGAAGAAGUCAAGGAGAGUGUGACUGUUACCAUAAGUGGUUGGGGAAAAACUAGGGCUAACGAUUCAUCGAUUAGCCCUCUUCUGAAUUACGUAAAUUUGGUUACUAUAAGUAACGAAGAGUGUCAAAAGGCUUAUGGGGAUUCUGAGCUUAUUCUUCCGGAAAUGGUUUGUGCAGCCACCAAUCCUGCUCCGGUUCAAACUCCAUGCAAUGGGGACAGUGGUGGUCCAGUUGUGGUAGAUUUUGACACAGACAAUCCAAGGCAUGUCGCUGUUAUUAGCUUUGUGAGUGAUACUGGGUGUGAAAGUGGACUUCCCUCUGGGUACACAAGGACUGCCUCGUUCUUGGACUGGAUCAAAGAGAAAACUAAAAUUACGGCUUAGGAUGACCCAUUUCGCAUAUGUUUAUAGAAAUCUAUACUUAUAAUUUAUGUUAGUGUAAGGUUUUUGUAAAAUUUUAGAUACUUUGUGUAUGAAUAAACGUUUCAUUACGAAGAA
Zophobas morio is the source of this 981-nucleotide messenger RNA. Its product is annotated as brachyurin-like. The record is from RefSeq and is a predicted model, not a curated record. Gene Ontology annotation, biological process: proteolysis. Bases 52 to 867 code for a protein of 271 amino acids. Gene Ontology annotation, molecular function: serine-type endopeptidase activity. The transcript has 5 exons. NCBI's taxonomy places the organism in Eukaryota, Metazoa, Arthropoda, Insecta, Coleoptera, Tenebrionidae.